UUAACACCUUCAUUACUACUAACUAAUAAAGUGCAGUCAUCUUUGUCAUUUCCCCUAACUUUUUUCUCCUUUCUCCAUUUCCAGUAGUACCUUGCUUUCUCUACAACCUAUCUCUUUUUUAACUAAUGUUUACUAAAAAAUAGCCCAAAGUUAAUAAUUCUUGUGUUUCUCCUUUAGCAAGGAAAGAACAAUGAUUUUAACCAACCUGUUAUGAUUAUUUCUCCUUCAUUCUUGCUUGCCCCCCACAAAUUCUUGCUUGCACCCCACAACUCUUUUUUCUUAUAAAGUGUGUAUUUUUAUCAAGAAUUUCACAAGAACUAGUUCUUGAAUUCCAAAUAUGUCUGAAACCCCAUCUCAGAAAGAGUAUGAAAAAGUUACUUUCUUGAUUGUUGUUAAGAAAAUAAAAAGAUUCAGGCUAUUUGAACCUUCUUUAAGUAUUCUUGGAUUCUUUUUAGUUAUCUGUCUUGUUUUGUGCUUUGCCUUGUUGGAUUAUAGAAGUGUUGCUAAAGUGUUGAAACUUUCUGCAAAGUCUCAGAGGUUUUUAUGGUUGAGAUUUGAUAAGCCAAUUUUUGAGAGGAAAAAAAUUGAUUUUUUGAGUGAAAAUGGUGGUAGUUGUAAUGUGUUUGAUGGUGACUGGAUUUGGGAUGACAAUUAUCCUUUGUAUAAUUCUAGAGAUUGUAAAUUCUUGGAUGGAGGUUUUAGGUGUACUGAAAAUGGAAGGCCUGAUUUGUUCUACACAAAAUGGAGAUGGCAGCCUAAAACUUGCAAUUUGCCCAGAUUUGAUCCGAGGACCAUGCUAGAAAAACUGCGAAAUAAACGUAUAGUGUUUGUCGGAGACUCAAUUGGGAGAAACCAGUGGGAGUCUUUGCUUUGCAUCCUUUCUUCAGCUAUAUCCAACAAGAACAACAUUUAUGAAGUUAAUGGCAGUCCUAUCACAAAACACAAAGGGUUUUUGGUCUUCAAGUUUGCUGAUUACAAUUGCACCGUCGAAUACUAUAGAGCUCCAUUUCUUGUGCUGCAGAGCCGACCUCCUGCUGGUUCCCCAGCCAAUAUAAGAACAACUCUAAAGUUAGAUAAAAUGGAUUGGAACUCUUUAAAAUGGAAGGGUGCAGAUGUCAUUGUUUUCAAUACUGGACACUGGUGGAACUAUGAGAAGACCAUAAGAGGGGGUUGUUACUUCCAAGAGGGGUCAGAAGUGAAAAUGGAUAUGAGAGUGGAUAUUGCCUAUGAGAGGUCUUUGCAAACGGUGUUAGAAUGGGUAAGUCGUGAAGUUAACUCCAAUAAAACCCAGGUCUUCUUUCGGACAUAUGCCCCUGUACAUUUCAGAGGUGGAGACUGGAAAACUGGGGGAGGCUGUCACCUGGAGACACUUCCAGAUCUAGGCUCUACAUUGGUGCCACCCCACACAUGGGCUCGAUACAGUAUAUUCCGUGAUGUAAUGUCAACUCGCUCAAACACGUCAAAUUUAGGAUCAUUACAUGUUCUAAAUGUAACACAUCUGACCUCCAGAAGAAAAGAUGGGCAUUCAUCAAUGUACUAUUUGGGUCCUAAGUUAGGCCCAGCACCUAUCAAUAGGCAAGAUUGCAGCCACUGGUGCCUUCCGGGAGUCCCAGAUGCAUGGAAUGAGCUACUCUAUGCCCUAUUUAUGAAGCGCCAAGCAACUGAAACUUCGAACACAUCAACCAUCCAAGUACAAUGAUCCGAGGUUGAUUCUAGAAGAUGUGCUUUAUCUAUACACUCAACGGGACUAAGACGUGUCAAAUAUAAGGAUGCCUGUCCGAUAAAUACAGUAUCGAGAAGAUAACAAAGAUUACCAGACACAGGAGGCAAGGGAAGAACCAGUUGUGGAUAUCUCAUUGCUGUUUCAAGACUUGCUUCUAUGUAGUUGCAACUAAAGAUAGGCCCAUUUUUAGGGGUAAGGUGUAAACAGGGUCAUUGAAUAAAAUAGAUAAGCUCAUAGAUAGGAGAUUAGGAGAAUUUCAAUUGUAGUGAAAUUUUGGGCUACAACUUGUAGCUGGACAAAGAAAGGAUGUAAGUUGAAGUUGCUCUGUCGAUUUAACUUAUUCAGUCUGA
Messenger RNA from Lycium barbarum (goji berry), 2073 nucleotides. Its product is annotated as protein trichome birefringence-like 10. The transcript is spliced from 4 exons. Gene Ontology annotation, molecular function: O-acetyltransferase activity. The record is from RefSeq and is a predicted model, not a curated record. NCBI's taxonomy places the organism in Eukaryota, Viridiplantae, Streptophyta, Magnoliopsida, Solanales, Solanaceae. Gene Ontology annotation, cellular component: Golgi apparatus. Bases 338 to 1699 code for a protein of 453 amino acids.